ACGCGCCACUCGUCGCGCGGCGCCGCGACGCGUCUCGUCUCCGGCUACCCGUCGUUCGCGUCACCCACGGUUCGCGCUUUGGAUCACUGCGGGACGACGAGCUGCAGAGCCGCGGCGGCGGGCGCGCUCGAAUGCCGACGCUCUCUGUUUAUGAGAGCCGUCCCGUCGCGACCGGCUGACGAUCCCGGCCGGCGGCAAUUUCGACCGCGGAUCGGUCUAGUGCGCGCGCGAACGCGCCGACCUGCACGCAGGAGGCGAAGGAAAAAGUUAUCCGCGCGAACGAGAGAUUCGUGCCAGUUGAAAGUUUUUAAUAAAUUGUGACGAGAUCGGCUCGCGUUCCGAGCACGUGUUAACGUUUGGAUCGGUUUUGGGGCGAGAAUGUGGACGUGGACCAGCGUCCGUUGGAUGGUGACGGAGUGAGUUUCCUCAGCGAAUAGAGGGACCGCAGAAAAUCGACGGAAAGCCAGCGAGUAAACGAGGACGACGCGAGAAAACAGAGAGACCCGGUUGCGGUGCUGCCGUUGAGGGGAAUCGGAAGAACUGGAGUAAAGGUCUUUCGUGGUUCUUCCGGAGUCCUCAUUAAACGGAUCGGCGAACGGAACGAAAAGAGGAAUAUUAUAGAAGACUCUCUCGUCGCCGAGACAAUUCCUGAGGAAGGCGACAAGUUUAUUGUUGAUUAUUCAGACGAAUUUAUCGCGAGUUGCUGUUGUUUCGUCGCGUUCGUUAAAACUUGUUGAUCCGUGCGAGUGUGCUCACUGGGUGACCGAAAACUUCCUCCAAUAUUGUUUUCCCUUUUCUUCGUUUUCUUUAUCCUCGAAGAGGAGCGCGUAAGGAACUUCUCGUUCGUGACUGUCGACUGCCAAGUAGUGUUACGUACAGGAAAAGAAAAUGUGAUCGGAGGACAGGGUUUUGUUUAUUCAGCCUGUACAAGGCUUCUUGUAUACAGAGGGUGGAAAGUGUUACGGAAAAGGAAUUAAUGGAAUUGAAAAAGUAUCUGUCGCUUCAGUAAGCUCGUCUGUAAAAAGAGACCUUUGUUAAUCGAUCGGAACGAGGGUGAGAAGUUUCGUGAUGAGAGAACUACGGGAACAGCGUCUUAAUUGCUGCAAUCGGAUCAGUAUUAAAAAUGUUCCGCGCGAAGCUCGGGGGAUGAUCUGAAAUUCAAAGAUACUCUGUUUCAUUUUUCUUAACUGUGGAAAGUAAGGUGAGGUCGUCGAGGAAUUAUCGGAGAAGCGACAGCGUACAAAAGAGAUUACGUUUAGCGACGAACAACCGUUAAUCAACGCGAAUAUACCGGGUGUACCGCGUGGAACUCGGAGUUUACGAGGAAGCCGGGGCCGGCGUUAAGAAAUUCCGAGGUCCAGGAAGAGUUCUGAAGGACGCUUGUUAAACGUCGUCGAGCGGCGUCUCAUUGAAACCUGAGAAUCGGAGAACAAAUUCACGCAGCAAAGCGUGCGUUCCGGUGAUUCGCGACGGACAAAUCUCCGGGGAACGAGGCCUGUAAUCGACGAAGUGGAGAUCGUCCGGGGGAGGAAAUAGUGUACGAGGGGAUAAAAUAGUGCGCGAGGUGAAUGGUGGACUGACGAGUUCCUGGUGAUCGCGAGGAAAACUGGCGACGACGGUGUUUGCCUUCGGGAGGGACUCGUCCCGCGAAUUUCUCGAGGCAAACGUCCAGAAGAAGGAUUCGAGGUGAAUGUCGAUAGAGUGAGAGGAGGUCCGCAGGAUCGAUCCAUUGGAAAAUCGAGCCGGGGUACGAGUCACAUACUGCCAGAUGAGUUCAAGGAGGGUCCACGAGGACUCGGCUGACACGUCGUCGAUAUUCGAGUACGAGGACGUGAUAAAAUUAUAAUAAAGGCGGGAACUUUAGUUAAAAACCGUCGCUCGACGUGCGGAAGGAAUACUCGUUCUUACUAGUUAGUCAUCUCCUAUCCCUCAACAAAGUAACACAAAGAAAACAGAGAAAUAUAUAUAUAUAUAUAUAUAUUCAUAUACCUAGAUAUAUAUGUAUACAUAAAUGAUAUAUUGAUGUUAGUCGAAAUUAUAUUGAUUCAUCUCCAUCGAUCGGUGGAGACUCGUUAACAAGUUGAAAUUCCGGCUCGUAGUUGGCAAGCCAAGGAUAACCGUUUCUCCCUAACGGACAGGUGAAAUUAGUUGGACAGUCGUGGAAACAUGGCGAUGGUAAUAUCGCCCCGUAGUAAAAUCGUGACUCUGUCGUUGUUGAUCUUUUUCAUUACCCUCGUGGCGUUGAUAAUCACGGGCGUGGUCGGCAUAUGGCACACGGGCGAGAAACCGACGAAGUCCGGCACGCCGAAGGUGGUCAGCAGCAAGCUGCAACAGAUCACCGGCUACACGGCCACCAAACACAUCGAACGAGACGAUGACGAAGACAGAAGCGAGGAAAGUAAUCCGCCGCCAUUCAUCACACCUCCGCCGCCGAAUCUGGACUAUAAAGGACCAAAAGGUGAUAAGGGUGACAGGGGAGACAAGGGAGAGACCGUCAGGGGACCACCAGGUCCUCCUGGCCCACCCGGUCAAGACGAGGGUCCGCCAGGGACGAAAGGGGAUCCCGGCACGUGCACCUGCAAUGCAACAGCCCUGAUGGCGUCCUUUACGAUGCCAAAGAUGAUCCAAGGACCGAAAGGAGAACAAGGAGUGCCGGGGCAGGAAGGAAAACAAGGCCAGAUGGGGCUCACGGGUGCAGCAGGACCGCCUGGAGAGAGAGGACUAGAAGGGCCACAAGGUCCUAAGGGUGAUAAAGGAGACGUGGGUGGACAGGGACCGGAAGGUCCUCAAGGACAAAAAGGAGAACCUGGCCGGGAUGGGAUUCCGGGAGAGAAAGGUGCUCAAGGACCGCCGGGUCCCCCCGGGAAGGGUGAAUUCUCUGGCUAUGACCCUAGUUGGAAACCCCGGGGCAUUUAUAGGACGGAGGGUAUCACGAUGAGGCCAGGACUCCCAGGACAAAAGGGCGAGGCAGGUCUUCCAGGGAAUCCAGGACCGAAAGGGGAAUCAGGAGUCGUCGGGGCCAAAGGUAACAAAGGCGAGCCCGGACACAAAGGCGGGAAGGGUGAUCACGGAAAAGAAGGUCCACGGGGUAUACAAGGGUUCAAAGGUGAACCUGGCGCGCCGGGAUCCCCGGGACUCCCUGGAGCACCAGGUGAGAACGGAAGACCGGCGGAGAAGGGCGACAAGGGAGACACGGGACCGGAAGGGAAACCUGGUACCCCUGGACCACCAGGACCUCCGGGAAUACCCGGAUUAAGCGGUCCCGGAGGAGUGGAUAUUACAGACACAAUACUGAGAGAAAAAGGCGACAAAGGCGAGGCCGGCGCGCGCGGGUACAAAGGAGAUAAAGGGACGAAAGGCGAGAAGGGAGACAAAGGUGAUUCUGGACCAGCUGGGAUUCCUGGUGUAAAUGGCAGUCAAGGACCGCAAGGCAACAAAGGCGAGCCAGGCAAGGACGGAGUUCCAGGCACGCAGGGCACUUUUGGUCCGAAGGGCGAGAAAGGCGAGAGAGGUCCGCCAGGACAAACGGCUAUAGCUGGCUCCGGGACCGAGUUCAUCACCAUCAAGGGUGAAAAAGGAGCGGAGGGCAAGAGGGGAAGACGAGGCCGGCCUGGGCCACCAGGUCCUGUAGGACCACCGGGCAAGCCAGGAGCAAUGGGCGAAAUUGGUUUACCUGGAUGGGUGAACACCAUGAAAGGUCGUCCUGGAACUCCCGGACUUCCUGGACCCAAUGGACCAGCGGGGCCCAAGGGAGAGAAAGGGGAUCCCGGCGCGCCCAGCCCUUACGGACUUUCUGUUGGCAUAAAAGGGGAUAAAGGGGAUGAUGGUUUUCCGGGAAUUCCCGGAGUACCCGGAAGAGACGGUCAGAGAGGACCUCCGGGACCGCCUGGUCCGCCGGGACAGCCGUCUGAAGGGAAUUACGUUCCAGUCCCGGGACCUCCGGGACCUCCAGGACCACCAGGACCUCCGGGAGUCUCAUUAAUUGGACAGAAAGGUGAACCAGGAAUUGGCAGGAGUCACAUAUUUGGUGAAAGAGAUUACUACGGAGUUCGACAAGGAGCUAGAACUAGUCUGGACGAAUUGAAAGCUCUCCGAGAACUAAAACAAUUGAAGGAACUAAAAGAACAUUUAGGUGCUACAAGCACAGCAACCAGAGGGCCUGUAGAAACCACGACGAAGAUCGUGCCGGGAGCUGUGACUUUCCAAAACACAGAAGCCAUGACAAGAAUGUCGGGUGUGAGUCCGGUUGGAACACUAGCUUACAUCAUAGACGAACAAGCACUGCUCGUUAGAGUCAACAGUGGCUGGCAGUACAUUGCAUUGGGCUCGCUUUUACCAAUAACUACCCCGGCACCACCGACGACGUCACCGCCACCGGCGAAUCCACCUUUCGAAGCUUCCAACCUGAUCAACCAGAUACCCGUAAAAGCAGACGGAACAGGGUGGUAUCCGCGAAUGUUACGAAUGGCUGCUUUGAACGAGCCGUUUACCGGUGACAUGCACGGCGUACGAGAAGCUGACUACGCUUGUUAUCGACAAGCGAAGCGAGCCGGUCUGAGGGGUACGUUCCGGGCAUUCCUCAGUUCCAGAGUUCAGAACGUCGACAGUAUCGUAAGACUGGGCGACCGCGAUCUCCCCAUCGUCAAUAUAAAGGGAGACGUUCUGUUCAAUUCGUGGAAGGAGAUGUUCAACGGAAAUGGGGCGUAUUUCUCGCAGAACCCGAGGAUCUACAGCUUCAACGGAAAGAACAUCCUCACCGACUUUGCCUGGCCAGAGAAAGUGGCGUGGCACGGGUCGCACAAAUUGGGAGACCGGGCGAUGGACACGUACUGCGACGCCUGGCAUUCGAGCAGCUCGGAUCGUUACGGAUUAGGAUCACCGUUAACAGGCGGUCGUCUAUUGGAACAAGUUCGUUAUUCCUGUGACAACAAGUUCGCGGUGCUCUGUAUAGAAGUAACCAGCGAGACCACGAGAAGGCGGAGAAGCACGGAAGAUGUGGAGAACGAGGAGGAGAUGUCGGAAGACGAUUACAAGGAGUACUUGGAUUCUCUAAUGGAAAAUUAAUCCUUCCAUUUCCCUCUCUAUCUCUUUUUAUCCCUUUAUCUCUCUCUCUCUCUCUAUUCCCGAGCAUACGUAUGCAACACAACAGAGCUCGUCGCUCCUGUCGUUAUGUAAAUAGAAACCGAGAUGUGUCGCCCAUUACUAUUUAAUGUACCAGUGAAAAGCAAUAGAGGAAGGAAGGGAAGGAUGUAAAAAUAUCAUUCGAACACGGCAUUAACACGUUCGCUGUGAAUAUUGACUUUACGUUAAUGCAUGAUGCAGAAUUAAAAAUUCGUUGAAAUUUUAUGGCUCUGAACUUGUACGUCGUUUAUAAUUAAAGAUACUGCAAUACGUUCCGUGAAUGCAUUUCAAUAAAACAGUACAAUAGAAUAGCAGAAAUUGCCGCGUGAAAGGUUUAAAUAUAAACAUGUAGCAAAGCCGCGGCGAACGCGUUAAUCAAUAAUAAGUGUUUGAUCAUUGACCAUCUCGUUUCUAAGCAAUGUAAAAUCUACUUAUAAUUCCAAAGGUUGUAACCCUAAUCGCGAAUCAUUAGCCAAGGCUUCACACGAAUUUCCGUUCUCUCUUUAAAAAAUAAGACUGAUCGUCUAGACAUCGUUCAUCAAUGUUUCAAGUCGAUUGCACACGCCUGUACUCUUAAUCGCCGUCGUUAUCGAGCGUCGAAUGAGCGUUUAUGCGACGCGCCACGUUUCGUGCGGCAAUAUCAACGGGCGCUACAUCGACGCUAAUUAGGGGUUCCCUACGUCACGAUAAACGUCCAGUACUUAGAUCGUUUCUAAGGGAGGAGACGAGUGGUCAGAAUGCCCGCCAUACACCGAGUCAUUACUUACCGUAGAGAAAUAAAAAUAAUGCGUAAUAAAAUGAGAGCAGGACGAAAGAGCAUAGACUGCGGCUGCCCUACGACCUAAGAUAAACGUCGGAGUUCAUAUCCGCGAUCGAAUUGCAUUUACAUUUUAGCCAAUACAUAUGAGUGUGUAUGUUUAGAUGUAAGAAACGAGUCGAUUACAUAAGAAAAGGUUCCGUGAAAGACCGUCGAGUUUCUCGCACCUGGAAUCCGGAUUUAUGCUCUGUGUACAAUUCGCGGCAGACGUGUUCCCGACGAUAGCAAUUACGUAAAACAAGUUGGAAACCGGGCACGGAUUAAGAGAGGUCAAGAUGGAUUAGAGGAGGACAAUCGGUCUUCAUUUCUCUUUUAAAAUACCUAGAUCAAUGAGAUGCACACACGAGAUAUGCAAAUUUCACUUCCAUAAGAUUAUCAAUUUUAGAUUCAUAUUCUAUUCCUGAGUUUCGGCGCCUCCUCAGUCUUUGACCUCGGAGAAAUUUUAAUCCGAACUCGUUGCAACUUAUAAACGAAAUGUAAGAAUAGGAUUGUUUGCGAAUUGGCCUAAUAGUUGCGAAUAGCUGUGGAACCAAGCUUUCGAAACUACUCGAUAUUAUGUGUAGCAAUAUUUUAUAACUCACGUAUAGUUCCCGCUCGUAACGGAAUCGUCACCGUGUCCCAGGCCGUUUCGCCGCUGUGUUAAUCGUCGCUGGCCUCAGCCGUUCGCAUCGAGCAUAAAUCGCGUCUAAGUCAGUGUCUAUAAUUCGAAGAUACGAUGAUAUAUUACUAACGUUAAAACUAAUUUAUUACGAUUAAGUAGAAAAAAGCAUCGGUCUGUACCUUUAGGUUGUCAGCAUGCUUGUUGGCGAAUCGAUUUCGUGCCGGAAAAAGAAGUUAAAUGAAAGAAAUAAGAAUUUCCCUCGAUGCCAUAUAAAGUACAUAUGUAGAUCCUGACCGUGCAGAUGUAAAACCAACUAUCCUUCGAUAUAGUUUGCACCGAGGACCGUUUUUAGUUCGAAACUUUGUAUUAUUUGUACACUUUAUUAUUGUCUUUCUAAAUAAAAAACGGAAACUGCAUCAAGUGGACUCAUGAA
Ceratina calcarata is the source of this 6972-nucleotide messenger RNA. It is a transcript of the gene Mp, whose product is annotated as collagen XV/XVIII-type protein multiplexin. The transcript is spliced from 20 exons. The coding region runs from base 2167 to 5064 and encodes 965 amino acids. NCBI's taxonomy places the organism in Eukaryota, Metazoa, Arthropoda, Insecta, Hymenoptera, Apidae. The record is from RefSeq and is a predicted model, not a curated record. Gene Ontology annotation, cellular component: extracellular matrix.